CGACGAUGGUUUUUUGUUCCAUUCCUGCCAUUCUUAACGCUCUUGCAGUUUAUUCUUACCUCGCGGCGCUCAAAGGCAUCCCCACAAGUGGGGGGAGUUGUCUGGGGAGCAGCGGUGUCAUGAUCAUGGUAGGGUUGAGCUGUUCUAUUAUCGAGGCCAUGAUCGCUGUGGCAACUGUGCUAUGUGAAACCUCCGACUCCGCGGGUUUCAUCACGACGACCAAGUCGAAGCCUUACAUUUGGGCUGCUCUGCGGAGAGAAAUACCACCUUUCUCGACAAAAGGUCGGAACAUAAUGGCUGGACCGGAGGGGCAAUCCAACACUAGCUCAACGAUCCACCACGACUUCGCUGCCAUCGGUUUGGGGUAUUCGGCAGAGGUGUACUGGGACAGUGAAAGGCGCUGACCUCAGCUGAUGGGUACAUGACGGCUACCCAAAGCACUCGCUGAUGCCUGAAGGCUUUGACUCUUGUAUCUUUCGCUCCGAUCUCGUAAACAGAUCAUGCCCUUUCUUCACUGGCAAGCCAAAGAGCACCAGUUUCGUAUAGCGCCAUCUCACGUAUACAUUGGUGUAUCUGGGGACUAGGCCGGGAUAUAUAAUCGACUUUUUUUUACAGUCAAUCACAUCGCGCUGAGCUUGAUAGUACAACGUCAGGCUAGCAGAGAG
This is a messenger RNA of Colletotrichum godetiae, 665 nucleotides long. RefSeq lists its product as uncharacterized. The record is from RefSeq and is a predicted model, not a curated record. Bases 6 to 404 code for a protein of 132 amino acids. Lineage: Eukaryota; Fungi; Ascomycota; Sordariomycetes; Glomerellales; Glomerellaceae. The transcript has a single exon.